CAAAUUAUAAACAAGCUUUGUUCCGAACAAGAAUUUAGCAGGAAAAGGAAAAUCGGUGGACCCAGUCUAUCUUAAGCCAUGGCAGAUCAGUUCAGGUUAGUUUCACCGGAUAUAAACCAAGAAGGAAGAAUGCCAAGGAAGUACACAGGCGAAGGUCAAGGUGCUCAAAAGAAUAUAUCGCCGCCAUUAGAAUGGUACAACGUACCAGAAGGAACAAAGAGCCUGGCUUUGGUGGUGCAAGACAUAGAUGCACCUGACCCAGAUGGUCCCAUUGUUCCUUGGACCCAUUGGGUUGUGGUUAAUAUACCACCUACGUUGAAUAGAAUACCAGAAGGGUUUUCAGGGAAAGAAGAGGAAAUAGGUGGUGAAUAUGCUGGAAUCAAAGAAGGAAAUAAUGACUGGAAAGUUCCAGGUUGGCGCGGCCCCAAGCUUCCUAAUCAUGGACAUAGGUUUGAGUUCAAGCUUUUUGCCUUGGAUGAGGAAUUGAAUCUGGGAAAUAAGGUAACAAAAGAGAAGCUGUUGGAAGCAAUUGAAGGGCAUGUUCUAGGAGAAGCAGUGCUGAUGUGCAAGUUUUGAACUUUGAUUGUUUCUUUUCUUUUCUUUUCUUUUCUUUUUUCUUUGUUUUUUGUUUUCUUUUUGGUAUAAAGUUUUGAAGUUCGAUUUGAUACAUCGAGUGCUGUUUGGUAAAAGUGAAGAAUCAACAUAUGUAAUGUAUAUUCGGUUCAUGGAAAUGGAUUCUCUUCGUUUCAUGUUGCA
Molecule: messenger RNA, 756 nt
Organism: Jatropha curcas
Lineage: Eukaryota; Viridiplantae; Streptophyta; Magnoliopsida; Malpighiales; Euphorbiaceae
Gene: PEBPL
Product: PEBP (phosphatidylethanolamine-binding protein) family protein
Source: RefSeq, a predicted model, not a curated record